Lindgomyces ingoldianus is the source of this 480-nucleotide messenger RNA. RefSeq lists its product as uncharacterized. The record is from RefSeq and is a predicted model, not a curated record. The coding region runs from base 1 to 480 and encodes 159 amino acids. Lineage: Eukaryota; Fungi; Ascomycota; Dothideomycetes; Pleosporales; Lindgomycetaceae. The transcript has a single exon.
AUGGGGAAGCGGCUAUCUAGUGGCUCACCAGAACCAGCAAAAAAGCGGCGACGAGAGGAGCCUGACGCCAUGUCCAGCGUCCACAGAUUCAAAAUCGGCGAAAAGGCGAACGAAGAAGUAGCCCCUGCAACGCAUAAGCCCAUGAGCUCAAAGCUUGAAUUCUGCCUCACCCAAUAUGAUAUCCUCCAGCGGAUCGCUCGUCAUUCAACUUCGAUUGAUCUGUUUCGCAUAGCCUGGGCGUCAAAGACUGCUUGGAGAUCGAUUCGUAAGACAGAUGAACGCUGGCAGAAUCUCACUGACCGGAACCGCUGCUGCGGCUUCGGGGUACGUUAUCGGAAACAGGAUAUCUACUGCGAGGUCUCCAUCGGUAAUCUCGUGUAUGAUCCUUCUAUCGCUGCUGUUUGUGGCGGGGAUCCAAAUGAGAGCAUGGAUUCAAAGCUUUGUGUAUCUUGCAAGAGUAUGGUAUGCGACAAUUUCUGA